Rhincodon typus (whale shark) is the source of this 495-nucleotide messenger RNA. Its product is annotated as tripartite motif-containing protein 65-like. NCBI's taxonomy places the organism in Eukaryota, Metazoa, Chordata, Chondrichthyes, Orectolobiformes, Rhincodontidae. The record is from RefSeq and is a predicted model, not a curated record. The annotation marks the transcript as partial. Gene Ontology annotation, molecular function: zinc ion binding. The transcript has a single exon.
AGGGGGCAGGAUGGAAUUUCAGAAAGAUUUACAAUGCUCCAUUUGCCUGGAGGUUUUCCAUUCUCCAGUGACCACAGAUUGUGGCCACAGUUUCUGCAGCGACUGUAUCUCAAAAUACUGGGACCGAGAGAGCAAUGGCACCUACAGCUGCCCAGAAUGUAGACAUAACUUCUCCAGAAGACCUCAGCUGUCCAAAAAUAUCCGCCUGUGCCGGAUCAGUGAAGCCUGGAAACAAGAGAGAAACCAGAGAAAUCCUGGAGUGAGUCGCGAUCCCAGUCCUGGAGUGAGUCUCGAUCCCAGUCCUGGAGUGAGUCGUGAUUGCUGUUUAGAUCUGGGGAGAUUUUGCCAGGUACACCACAGGGAGCUGAAAUUGUACUGUCACACGGAGGGAGUCGCUAUGUGCAACCUGUGCAACCUGCAAGAUCAUCAAACACACCAGGUUGGACAGCUGGAGGAGGAGACAGAGCGAGCACGGGUAAUGAUCACCUCAGCAAA